AUGGGUAUCAACAUCCACCAAGUACAUAAUGUUGUGCACUAUGGGAUACCCAGGGAGUUGGAGACUUUUGUGCAACAAAUGGGUAGAGGUGGGAGGGAUGGAAAACCUUCACAUGAACUUGUAUUGUUUAAGGCACAUAAAGGUUACUUAAAACAUGUUGAACCAGAACUUGUUCGAAUUGUCAAAGAUAACAGUGUAUGUCGAAGAAAUAUAUUAUGCAAUGCUUUUCAGACUAAACAUUAUGAACUAACACCUUUACAUGCAUGUUGUGAUGUGUGUGAGAAAAAGUGUAAAUGCCAAUUGGAUACCUGCCCAGAAUCGCAUGUUGCCAUGAAAGAUGAUGAUGAAGGAGGAUCUUCCGGAGAUGAGAUGGAGCGAAAUGUUUCAGUUGAAGAAAGACGUCUUCUGACACAGAAGUUGGAAUCCUUACAGUUUACAUUGUCUGACAGAUCAAGCGGUGGGCUUCUUAAUUCAGAAUUAGUCCAUGGAUUUACAAAGGAACUAGUGAAAGAUAUGGUCUCUAAAUGUCAUGUUUUGUUUACUGCAGAAGACAUUAUGCAAAAAUUCCCUAUUUGGUCUUUCUGUAUAGCUCAGGAGAUUUGUAAAAUAAUACUUGAUGUAUUUGGAGACGAAACAAUGUACAAUUUAGUAGACAGUGAUAGUUCCACAUCAGAAAAUUGA
This is a messenger RNA of Saccostrea echinata, 681 nucleotides long. RefSeq names its product putative ATP-dependent DNA helicase Q1. Gene Ontology annotation, molecular function: four-way junction helicase activity; 3'-5' DNA helicase activity. The coding region runs from base 1 to 681 and encodes 226 amino acids. The record is from RefSeq and is a predicted model, not a curated record. NCBI's taxonomy places the organism in Eukaryota, Metazoa, Mollusca, Bivalvia, Ostreida, Ostreidae. Gene Ontology annotation, biological process: double-strand break repair via homologous recombination. The transcript has a single exon. Gene Ontology annotation, cellular component: cytoplasm; nucleus; chromosome.